Molecule: messenger RNA, 837 nt
Organism: Vitis riparia (riverbank grape)
Lineage: Eukaryota; Viridiplantae; Streptophyta; Magnoliopsida; Vitales; Vitaceae
Product: E3 ubiquitin-protein ligase RHA1B-like
Exons: 1
Coding region: 99-602 (167 amino acids)
Biological process (GO): protein ubiquitination
Molecular function (GO): ubiquitin protein ligase activity
Source: RefSeq, a predicted model, not a curated record
UGCGAUUCUCUCUCUCUCUCUAAAAAUCUUCAUCGUCUCUCUUUAGAACUCUUCAAUUUUUCUCUCUAGAGCUCUUCACUCUCUCUCUCUAAGUUUCCAUGGGGUUUCCUGUGGGAUACACAGAGGUUUUCCUCCCAAAGCUUUUCCUCCACACACUCUCCUUUCUGGGUUUCAUCAGGAAACUCAUUUUCUCGCUCUUUCACUUUCUGGGUCUCUCCGAUUUCCUGGAAACCGACGUUUCGUGGUCCGAAACGCAGGCGCAAGUGCCGGAAUACCCGCCGGUAUCGGCGGUUCUGAUCCGUGAAAUCCUGCCGGUGAUGAAGUUCGGGGAGGCGGUUUGCGGCGGCGACGCGCCGGAGAGUUGCGCCGUAUGUCUGUACGACUUCGAGGUAGGAGAAGAGAUCAGGCGGUUGACCAAUUGUAAACACAUUUUCCACCGGAGCUGUCUGGACCGUUGGAUGGACCACGAUCAGAAGACCUGUCCGCUUUGUAGGACCCCAUUUGUGCCUGAUGAGAUGCAAGAUGAGUUCAAUCAACGGCUCUGGGCUGCCUCUGGGAUCACUGAUUUUUACAGUGAAUACGGUACCGUUUCGGGCUUGUAGGUCGGAGAUUUUUCAUGGGUUUUAUUUUAUUUUUUAAAUUUUGGUUUGGUGAGGGUGAGAGGGUUGAACUGUAUAUACAUGAAGAAAAAAAAAAAAAAAAAUCUCCCACGUACCCAUUAAAAAAGGGUAGGUUUUCAAUAGUUAUUGAACGAUGGGCUCCCACAAAAUGCGUUCUUCUAUAUAUGAUUCCUCUGAUUUCCACCCCCCAAAAAAAAAGGUUCUACUUUUGUGAAAA